Neopsephotus bourkii (Bourke's parrot) is the source of this 858-nucleotide messenger RNA. It is a transcript of the gene CLCF1, whose product is annotated as cardiotrophin like cytokine factor 1. Bases 174 to 854 code for a protein of 226 amino acids. Lineage: Eukaryota; Metazoa; Chordata; Aves; Psittaciformes; Psittacidae. The record is from RefSeq and is a predicted model, not a curated record. Gene Ontology annotation, biological process: ciliary neurotrophic factor-mediated signaling pathway; negative regulation of neuron apoptotic process. Gene Ontology annotation, molecular function: ciliary neurotrophic factor receptor binding. The transcript is spliced from 3 exons.
UCUCGGCGUGCGGCGGCGGCCGCUCUGUGCGUCGGGAGGAGAAGAAGCGAGAAGGGCUCCGGGCAGCAAAUGGGAGCCGCGGUCCCGGUCCCGGUCCGGUGUUCGGGACCGCAGCCUCGGACCCGGGCAGCCCCGAGCACGCACCCCCCGCCCCGCUCCCGCUUGUGUCCCGCAUGGAGCUGCGAGCAGGAGACUCUUGGGGGGUCCUCACGUUCCUUUGUGCCGCGCUCUGCCACCUGCCCGCGCUGCCGGCGCUGAACUGCACCGAGGAGCUGGGCCCCGGCCACUCCAUCCAGCAGACCUACGACCUGACCCGCUACCUGGAGCACCAGCUCCGCUCCCUGGCCGGCACCUACCUGAACUACCUGGGCCCCCCUUUCAAUGAGCCUGACUUCAACCCCCCGCGCCUGGCCCGGGCCGAGCGGGUGCCCAGCGCCACGGUGGACCUGGAGCUGUGGCGGGGCCUGACCGACAACGCCCGCUUGGCCGCCAACUACCGGGCCUACAGCCGGGUGCUGUGCUCGCUGCGGGCGCUGGACGCGCAGGGCACGGCCGAGCUGCGCCAUCGCCUGGGCCACUUCUGCUCCAGCCUGCAGGGCUUGGUGCUGAGCAUCGCGGGGGUCAUGUCCUCCCUCGGGUACCCGCUGCCCGCCGGCCCCCCGGCAUCGCCCCACGGGACCCCGGUGCAAGGCGGGGGGGGGCCCCCCAAUGACUUCCUGAAGAAGAUGGAUGAUUUCUGGCUGCUCAAGGAGCUGCAGACCUGGCUGUGGCGCUCGGCCAAGGACUUCAACCGGCUCAAGAAGAAGGUGCCGCCGGCAGUGGUGACGCUGAGGAUGGAGGCGAGGGGGUUCUGAGCUC